AUACUUUUAAUCGUAACCUUUUGCAUAAAUAAAUCGGUCUUGCAGAACUAUAAUGACCGAGGGUCCUGCAAAAUGAGCAGAGACGGUCUAGAGGAACCUCCGUUCGACAAGGCCACUAAAAACCGCAAAAGUUGGCUCAGCGGAUUUGAAGGCGUGCCAGGAUUUGAUCUUAGUGGACUUGGAACCGGAAAGAAAGAAGAAAGUCGAAUGGGCUCGGAGAAAUUUGGCCGAGAAAGGAAAAGGGAAGGAGAAAAGGGAAAAGAUAAAGUUUUUCAUUACAAACUCGUAAUUCUAGGCGAUGCCUUUGUAGGAAAGAGUUGCAUUGUCAGCAGAUUUGUCAAGGACGAGUUUGUUGACCAACAAUCGACCAUUGGAUCGGCUUUUGUAAAACACACGAUAAAGGUCGACGAUGCAACGAUCAUUUUUGAAAUCUGGGACACUGCUGGCCAAGAAAGAUAUAGAACUUUGGCUCCAAUGUACUAUAGAGGAUCUGCCGCCGCAAUUAUAGUCUACGAUAUUACCGUUAGGGACUCUUUUGACCAGGCCAAGAGCUGGAUACAAGAGCUUAAAAGCUAUGUAGAACCAAAUAUUGUACUCGGACUGGCUGGAAACAAGGUUGACUUGGAGGAUCAGAGGAGUGUGAAUCUUGAUAUUGUGAAGGAGUUUGCCAAGGCCAACGAUUGUAUAUUUAUGGAAACUUCAGCAAAGACGGGACAUAAUAUAAACAAGCUGUUUAUGGAAUUGGCCCGUAAAAUCCCGAGAGAGAAGCGAGUAAACGACUUUCAAAGCGGAUUCAGAAUAGACUUUAGGAAUACUACCACAAACCUAAGGUGCUGUACACGAUAAGUUUUAUUAAUUUCUAAUUAC
Messenger RNA from Theileria equi strain WA, 867 nucleotides. RefSeq names its product Ras family Rab small STP-binding protein. Bases 73 to 846 code for a protein of 257 amino acids. The transcript is spliced from 4 exons. The record is from RefSeq and is a predicted model, not a curated record. Gene Ontology annotation, molecular function: GTPase activity; GTP binding. Lineage: Eukaryota; Apicomplexa; Aconoidasida; Piroplasmida; Theileriidae.